UACAAACAAAACAAUUCAACGAUUCUGUAGUGCAAGCGGUGUUUAUCAUUCUUUAAAAUUUAGUGAAUGAAACUGCCGAAACAACGAAUCGAUGAACUGGACGCCAGGUACGAUUGUAGGUACAGUGAAACCGGUCGAUGGAACAGUCAUUCCGGUUGUUCCGAACCCGGUAGUGCCACCAGAAUCUUUGGCCCUACCGGUGGCAACCAGCAGCAGCAGCAAACCUCUACAAGGUACCAUCAUAAAUCCAGCAUCUCGCGGCCAACUCAAUAAAUCGGAUAAAAUUGCUGGUACCAUCAAAAUUGCCGGCAGUAAUCAACCCGGCAUUAGCGCCGAUGAACUGACCAAACGUGCGAUCGACGAAAUCCAGCAGGACGUCCGGAUCGGGCGCGUUCGUGCCGGGCAGGUUGGCGCCCUCGGUUGGCGGCCGUGCCCGCUGAGAAAGACAAACAAACGGUUCCUAAACCGGACAGUGCAUUCGGCGGUUCAGCACAAUAAGCGCGAAGCGGUGCGGCACUUUCACUCGUCCACACGGAAGCUGAUCGAACUGGAUCAGGCGGACAGCCGGUAUCGGCAGUCGCGAAAGCGAACUGGCGGGCGCGAGAUGGCUAGUGGUGACGGUGAUAGUGCCACCAGUAGGGUGGUGGUGAUUGAUGAACUGGAGGAGGGUGAGGUGCGAGAUGAUUGACUGAGUUUAGGUUUAAGUCGGAGAAGUAUGGUAAGUGAGUAUGAAUUAAUAUUAUUUUGC
Molecule: messenger RNA, 748 nt
Organism: Sabethes cyaneus
Lineage: Eukaryota; Metazoa; Arthropoda; Insecta; Diptera; Culicidae
Exons: 2
Coding region: 92-688 (198 amino acids)
Source: RefSeq, a predicted model, not a curated record